AUGGACGAAAUGCACGACGAGAUGGCCUGGGGCCGUCUCUUCCCCCCGACCCGCCAGCUUGCUCCAUCACGUUCAUCGUCUCCCGCAGUUUCUGUAUCCGCCGGCGAUCACGGCCCUGGCCAUGCCCAUCACGCGCAGCUCGAUUCCACGUACGUGGCGGUCGCUGAUGCCCGACCAGGUUUCCAAGCAGACGAUGGAGCCCGUGCCGAGCAGCACUGGGCCCCCGAGGCCUCCUCUCCAUCGUCUUGUCUGACGCUGUUUCGACCGCCGUACCAAUCCGCGGGUGCCAUCUCUGAACUCCCAAACGAGAUCAUGCUGCACAUCCUCGGCUAUCUGGAUGUCAGUGACCUGUUGUCCACUUCGAGGACCAAUCAUCACCUGCGCCACCUGUCCCUCUCGCCAAUUCUCCAUCACUAUCGGCUCCGUCACACGCGCGCCAUUCUGCCGCCGCUGCUGUCCUCCCCUUCACGCCCUUCUCUGGCGGAGCUCAUCGCUCGCUCCAUUUUUCUGACUCACACGUCGGUCGUCUCGCGCCGGCUGGCCCGCUCGCUGGUCUCGAUCCGACUGUCCCGCCGCCUUGCUACUCGGCCUUCGGCUGAAGCCCUCGUUGAGCGGGCCGUCCUGCCACCCGAGUGCGUGCCCGGCAUGAGCAUGGUGCAAGUUGCGCCCGCCCUCGUUGCUAAGCGGCGGGCCAUCGAGAAGGAGAAGGUCAAGGACGGCCUGAGGAAGUGGGUUGAGGGCGUAUGGAAGGGCGAGGUCCGCCAGCGGGAGGAAGGCAUCAAGAAGUGGGAGGAGAGCAAGGGUGUCGGGAGGGUCUGGCGUCUCAGGCGGUUUUGGGAACGGGUCUCUAGAGGCGACGGCGCCGGCCUUCGGUAG
Messenger RNA from Colletotrichum higginsianum IMI 349063, 876 nucleotides. RefSeq names its product F-box domain-containing protein. The record is from RefSeq and is a predicted model, not a curated record. Lineage: Eukaryota; Fungi; Ascomycota; Sordariomycetes; Glomerellales; Glomerellaceae. The transcript is spliced from 2 exons. Bases 1 to 876 code for a protein of 291 amino acids. Gene Ontology annotation, molecular function: protein binding.